Molecule: messenger RNA, 492 nt
Organism: Malus domestica (apple)
Lineage: Eukaryota; Viridiplantae; Streptophyta; Magnoliopsida; Rosales; Rosaceae
Source: RefSeq, a predicted model, not a curated record
AUGGCUCAGUGGCAAGAUAUAAAGCCCGAUCCAUUAUUGUUUGUGUAUCACAUUCAUCAUGGUACUGUGGUUCUUCUUUUAUAUGUGGAUGAUAUUAUCUUAACUGGAAGCUCAUCUCAAUUGAUUGAUGCAGUUAUCAUAGCUUUAACUAAGGAGUUUGACAUGAAAGAUUUGGGACAUUUACACUACUUCUUAGGGUUGCAGAUCACAUAUCAGCCUGAUGGUCUCUUUGUUUCACAAACUAAGUACAUCAAGGAUAUGCUAGAAAAGUUUAUGCAUAACCCUAUGGACUCCCAUGUUGUAGCUGUCAAGCGCAUUUUAAGAUAUCUCAGUGGCACUUUGCAUUAUGGUCUUCAGUUUCAAACUGGAAAGUUGCAAUUACAGGCCUAUAGUGAUGCAGAUUGGGCAGGUGACCCAAAUGAUCGACGAUCUACUUCUGGUCACAUUGUCUAUUUUGGUUUGAGUCCAAUCUCUUGGGCAUCGAAGAAGUAA